This is a messenger RNA of Pedinophyceae sp. YPF-701, 1755 nucleotides long. Lineage: Eukaryota; Viridiplantae; Chlorophyta; Pedinophyceae. The record is from the annotation of a GenBank genome assembly.
AUGGCGUUCGUAUACCGGACAGGCAGGGAGCUGGGGGAGCCGCGCACGGCGGGCGACGCCGGGCCCGGCUCCUAUGACCUGGUGUCGCCUCCAGUGCCUGCACGGACUUCUCCCGCACCCUUCGGGUCGAGGCGACCGAAGUCGUCCAUCCUGUUGAAGACCAGUCUUCCAGGUCCCGGAACGUACGACUCGGCGGAGAAGAUCGCCCGGGCGAACUGGAAGACUGACAAGCGGCCCACGUCGGGCGUGGCCAGCAGCGCGUUCCGCAGCGAGACGGUGCGGCUGGUGGCACAUGAGCGCAACGUGGACAUGCCAGGGCCCGGCACGUACAAGGACGGAGACGGCUGGAUCAAGAAGUCGCACCGGUACGACCCGACGGUGCUCGGGCCGGAGUUCCAGUCGUCGGGGCGGGCGGACGUGACCGGCGGCCAGAGCAGUCCGCGGCGCGUGGACUUCACGAAGCGCGCGCCCGUGCCGAGUGUGCCGGACCGCUUCAGGAGCUAUGGGUACGAGGAGGACGAGUACGGCAACCUCGUCGCGCAGAUCCCCGAGGGACUCAUGACCGGUACGGGGGUUGACCGGCCAGGACCCACGAGCUAUAGACCGAAAGUUGACGUUCUCAAGACGAAGAAAACAACGGACUUUGGGAAGGCUCGUAACGACAGAAGUUUGUUCAAACCACAGACGACCCCAGGGCCGGGCGCCUACGACGGAGCGGAACCCGACCCCGACGUCCAGGCAGUCGUGCCUGCGAUGCGGCUGAAGGGAUGGGAGCGGCAUAACGCGUCGGUGGAGGCAAUCAAGGGGACACACAUGUUCCGCUCGUCGAUCGACCGGUUCCACCGCUCCACGACGGCUGCGCCGCCCUCCACGGCGUACAACCCCAAACUGACCGACGGCUACACCUCCAAGCGCGUGGCUGCGUUCCUGACCACGGGGGCGAGACCUUACCAGAAGGAUGCCACCAAACUUCGAGGAGGCCCAACGAACAUGAAGAACCCAGGCCCUGGAACAUAUAACUACAAGUCUGGCAUGGCCCGUGACAAGCGGCAAGCGUUCACCUCUACCGUCCCAAGGUUUGCGCCAGGGCGAGUCACAAGCCCCGGGCCGGGCACCUACGAGAACGCGGAGACCACGUCGCUGGCACACAAGGUGCAAAGCAAGGUCGGGAGCAUCGCGUCAGACUUCUGCACCAAGGGACAGCGCUUUGGCUCGAGCCACUUCCUGGUGCAAGGCGCAUCGCGGAGUCCAGGGCCAGGGAGGUAUGACUUGGACAUCCCCAUACUCGUGCAAACCUACAAGACACAAACGAAGCCCAGCAGUGCGUUCCACAGUCAAGUUGACAGGUUCAAGAGCGAUCACGAGGUGUUGUACAUCAAGGACGAGCGCUCGGGCCUGGAGGUCGAGUACAAGAAGCCGACGCCGCACCCCGCCACCUACUCGUUGCCGGACCAGUGGACCAAGGUCGCGAAGAGGAACCCCGUGAAGGGACGGCCAGACGACCACUUCCUGUGCUCCUCGCAAAGGUUCCCCGCGAACGAGCUGACCGCCGGACAGAAAAUCAGCCGGGUGCCGGGACCGGGCGAGUACGACCCGCGCAGCGCCGUCACGAGGACGAUGAGCCCCACCGGGCGCGGCUUCGGCGUGGGCGAGCGGCUGAAGACGAAGGAUGCGCCGGGGCCAGGCCCGGCGGCAUACAACACCCGCAAGCGCGGCAGCAUGAUCACGAAGAGUUUCAAUGUCACGUACGACUAG